Messenger RNA from Teleopsis dalmanni, 1031 nucleotides. RefSeq lists its product as uncharacterized. Gene Ontology annotation, molecular function: nucleic acid binding; zinc ion binding. NCBI's taxonomy places the organism in Eukaryota, Metazoa, Arthropoda, Insecta, Diptera, Diopsidae. The transcript has a single exon. Bases 81 to 1031 code for a protein of 316 amino acids. The record is from RefSeq and is a predicted model, not a curated record.
CGCAUGUAAAUACAAUACAUACGCUAUGUUUAGUGUGUAAUGGUGACCACCAAUUAAUUCGAUGUUCAAAGUUUCUGAAUAUGAAGGUGCCGGAACGUCGUGAAAAGAUUAUGAGCGCCAAAUUAUGUUUUAAUUGCCUUCAGAGUGGGCAUUUUAGUAAGUUGUGCUUGAAUAAAAAAAGAUGUGCAAUUUGCGACAAAAAACACCAUCAACUUAUUCAUGAACAAGUUAAGGGCAAACCAACAGUCACAAAUAACAUAAGUAAACAGAGGAUGCCAACAUUGAAGAACACCACAGAGACCGAAGUGGCAGCGUCGUACAACAUCCAAAAGGAAAAAACUGUUUUACUAGCAACAGCAAUGGUAAUUAUAAGGACUAAAAAACAAGUUAAUCCGAUACGAGCGCUUCUUGAUCAAGGAUCACAAUCUUGUAUAAUAACAGAACAAUUAGCAAGAUCAAUCAGAGCACCAUUGACCAAUUAUCAAACUCAUGUAAAAGGUAUCAAUGGACAAACAACAAGCGUUAUAGCCAAAUGUUCAUUAGAAAUUCAAUCUAUACACGAUGAAAAUAAGAGCUGUCAUAUCGAAGCAAUAGUGUUACCAAAAAUCACAUCAAAAAUGCCAAAUGCAGAAUUCACGCCAGGAAAAUGGUCGCAUAUUGAUGGAUUGCAGUUAGCAGAUCCUUGGUAUGCUGAACCAAAGGAAAUACAAUUGUUAAUCGGGUCGGACGUAUUACCAGAAGUGUUUAAAGAAGGAUUAAUUAAAGGGCCAGACAACUCUCCAAUGGCUCAAAACACACUAUUUGGAUGGAUAUUAUCAGGACCUUUAGAUGUAGAGCGUACAAUCACAAACAAAAUAAUGUUAUGCUCCAUGGCUUGCGAAAGCAGCGACGAGUAUUUAAAACGGUUUUGGGAAUUAGAGGAAAUCCCAAAUGCAGACUUAAGAACAGUAGAAGAAAGGCGUUGUGAGCGACAUUAUGAUUCAAUUUGCACCCGCUUUAAACAGGACGAUACAUCGUUAGGUUACCACUGA